AUGGACUUUACGGCAGCGUACCGGCAUGCGUCUGGGCGCUGCAUCGCCUUUUCGCCCGGCUCCACCUUUCUAGCCUCGGUGACAGGCGACGAUGCGUGCUCGGUCGUCGUGCGCGCCAGCUCCACGCUGCAGGUGAUCCGCACAUGGACGCUAGAGGCAUCAAUCAGCGUACUGGAAUGGUCGCCGGAUGGUGCGUUUCUGCUCGCGGCGCAUCCGGGCCAAAAGGACGAUGGUGUCGUGUUUGUAGUCUCGCUCGACCCCGCCAAGGAGGCGAACGACGGCUCGGACGCCGGGUCGGGCUGGGUGGCGAGGAUCGCAUCGGGCUCGGACGGGCUCUCUCACGCAACCUGGGCGCCACCUCUGGGGCCCAAGACGCUCAUCCUAUUCAGCCAGAACCAUCUGCGUGCAUCUCUGUACAACCUGGUCGACCAGCACAUUUCAGCCAUCGAAGGUCCCAAGCACGACAAGAUCGCAUGGACACCCAAACAGCCCGGCCAAUUUGCCAGUAUCCUCAAGGGCGCAGAACGAGAAUCGCUUUACAUCUUCUCGCUUCAGAGGCUGGGGCAUGAAGAGAGGAAAAAGUUCACCAACCCACCCAAGUCGGACGAGGCGUGGAAGGUGGAACAGGCGUUUCAACUCAACAUGACGGAUGCUCAGGACGUCAUGUGGGCGCCCGACGGCAGCUAUAUUGCCGUGUGGGAAGGGCCGCUCGAGUACAAGGUGCAGAUCUACACGCCGCUGGGGCACAUGCGCGCGGCGUUUCUCAUCGAGCCCGACUCGGACACGGGAGCCCCUGUUACGCGGCAAGGACCUGCCUCCGAGCCACGGCCCACUGCCUCAAAGCGCCGCACAGACGCCGCCGACCUUCCCAACCUAGUAGCAGGGGGAGGCAGCGGCGUUCGCCACAUGGAAUGGCAUCCGUCAUCGUCCUUCCUGGCGGUAGGAGGCGGCGAUGAGAAGGUACGCAUCCUCGAGAGCAGCGAGUGGGCCGAGUUUGCAACGCUAGACGUGUCGAACCCCUCGAUUCGCGCGAGUCACGAGUCUGCAUCUGCGUCGACGUACGGAUCGCUGGUCGCGUGGCGCGAGCCGCUCAACUGGCUCGAAGAGACGCGAGCGCGCGGGAUUGUAGCACUGGAACAAGCGAGUCUGCCGAUCUCGCUCUCUGCAACGCGACCCGACGCGGGCAAGCCGGGGCUGAAAGCCGGAGUGGCAUGGAUGGCCUGGAGUCCCGAAGGCAAUCUGGUGGCUGCGUUUAACGAGCGCUUCCCGCACGUGGUAUGGGUGUUUGCAUUCACCGAGCCCGAUGGCACGCGGUUGUCUACCGGAUCUCCGCGUCUGCUUGCGGUGGUGCAGUUGAACGCAAGUGCACGAAAGAUGGCUUGGCGUCCAGGCCAUGUAGGCAAGCUGGGAAUCGUGUGCGACAACCGAGCGAUCUACACGUGGGAAUUGAUCGCCACCUCGAGCGUCGAGUCGCCAUCGCAGUAUAGGCAGAGAGCAGAGGCGAUUCCGAUACCCAACGACGAGCUCAAAGCGUCGCAGAUACAGUGGUCGCCAGACGGCCAAAAGAUCCUACUGGCUUCGGACUCGCUCUUCUGCUGUGCUUUUGAAGCGUUCGAUAGCUAG
Messenger RNA from Moesziomyces antarcticus, 1623 nucleotides. RefSeq names its product wD repeat-containing protein 8. The record is from RefSeq and is a predicted model, not a curated record. Bases 1 to 1623 code for a protein of 540 amino acids. Lineage: Eukaryota; Fungi; Basidiomycota; Ustilaginomycetes; Ustilaginales; Ustilaginaceae. Gene Ontology annotation, biological process: microtubule anchoring at mitotic spindle pole body; protein localization to mitotic spindle pole body; mitotic sister chromatid segregation. Gene Ontology annotation, molecular function: protein binding. Gene Ontology annotation, cellular component: mitotic spindle; microtubule organizing center; MWP complex. The transcript has a single exon.